Iphiclides podalirius (scarce swallowtail) is the source of this 1005-nucleotide messenger RNA. Lineage: Eukaryota; Metazoa; Arthropoda; Insecta; Lepidoptera; Papilionidae. The record is from the annotation of a GenBank genome assembly.
AUGGCGGAAUGCGACUGUGACUAUAUCCUGCCAAAUAACAAGGCGUGGGAGCAGCAUUACGAUAAUUGCUCUCAUGUGUGGAGCGAAUGCUCCGGAAUGCCAUGUCCAAAAAACAGAGACGGGUCCCUUCGCCUACCAAAUGGAAACUUGGCGAAAUUGGAGCCAGACGUGAUUUAUCAUCUCGGCCUUGACACCGCCAACUACGAUCUGCCGGCCUUGUUUGGAGAUGUGAAAUUUGUUUGCAUGGGCGGUACGAAACAGAGAAUGAGGGAGUUCGCACAGCACGUGGCGGAAAUACUGAAAAUCGAAAACGUCCCGUUGAAGAAUUUGACGAAACAUUCUCACAGAUACGCCAUGUACAAAGUGGGACCCGUAUUAUCCGUCAAUCACGGCAUUGGGAUCCCGUCGAUGACGGUUCUCCUACAGGAGAUAUUGAAGCUCCUUUACUACUCGAAGGCGAAGAACCCGAUAAUAUUCAGAGUAGGCACGAGCGGUGGUCUUCAAAUACCCCCGGGUUCCGUAGUCAUCUCUUCGUGGGGCCUUAAUGGCACGCUGGAGAAAAGUUACAACAUUCCAGUGCUCGGAAGUAUGCGGAAGUUACCGUCGAUAUUCGACAAGCGUUUGAGUCAGGAGUUGCAGUCUUUGGUGACAGAAAACGAUGGCUUCGAAACAUUCACCGGGGGUACAAUGGCCGCCGAUGAUUUUUAUAGAGGUCAGGCGAGAUUGGACGGCCCCUUCUGCGAUCACACCGAAGAAGAUAAGUUAUCUUUCCUCCGAAAACUAUCCGACAUGGGAGUGAGAAAUAUAGAGAUGGAAGCCACAGCUUUCGCGGCCUACACGAGAGAAGCCGGAGUGCGCGCUGCGGAUGUCUGCGUCACGUUAUUAGAUCGACUGAAGGGAGAUCAGGUGAAAUCAGACAAGGCGACACUGAUACAAUGGCAGCAUCGUCCUAUAACGCUAGUUGCUAGAUACAUUGCCAAAUAUUACGAAGGAAAUUCCACUCAU